Molecule: messenger RNA, 441 nt
Organism: Cottoperca gobio
Lineage: Eukaryota; Metazoa; Chordata; Actinopteri; Perciformes; Bovichtidae
Product: hepcidin-like
Exons: 3
Coding region: 73-333 (86 amino acids)
Biological process (GO): defense response to bacterium; intracellular iron ion homeostasis
Cellular component (GO): extracellular region
Source: RefSeq, a predicted model, not a curated record
GAAGUCUAAGGAGCUGACAAGAGUCAACACAAGAGUCAAAGAUUUAACUUAAAGCAGUGAAACCCUCCUAAGAUGAAGACAUUCAGUGUUGCAGUUGCAGUGGCCGUCGUGCUCACCUUUAUCUGUAUCCAGGAGAGCUCUGCUUUCCCUGUCACUGAAGUGCAGGAGCUGGAGGAGCCAAUGAGCAAUGACAGUCCAGUUACUGAACAUGAGGAGACAUCAGUGGACUCAUGGAAGAUGCCGUACAACAACAGACAGAAGCGUGGUGCUGACUGUGUACGUUGCUGCGACUGUUGCGGCUUCAGCGGGUGCGGAGAGUGCUGCAGAUUCUGAGGAAUUCUGCUGCAACAAACACUAAAUAAUACUUUGUUCUGAUUUUUGUCUUGAAGCAAUUGUAGUUAUGACAUGUAAAUGUGGAGGAUGUUUCUGAUUUGAUCUUGC